AUGAACUUUAGAAGUUUGGGAUUGGUACAAAGGGGUUUUUCUCCCGUGGUGAGGUUACAGCAGCAACAGAUAAGAAAUCUUGUUGUAUACAGGAGCUCCAAAUCGAAGGGUGGAAUCCGUAACCCUGAUGACUACUUGACUUCGGGUUCUCGCAAGUAUGAGCUCAAUGAGGACAAUUUAAAGCACAUCAAAGGCUACUUGUCGAGCAUAGAAAGUGGCAAAUAUCAGUUGCCUGACAGACUUCUACUCCAGGUGAUAACCCACAAGUCGUUUGCACACGGUAAGCUUCCAUACAACGAGAAGCUCUCCAUAUUGGGAUACAGUCUGUUCAGCAUGACGACUGCAAAAUUUGCCCUGCAUAUAGCGGAGGUUUCCAAAGCCAGAGAUGUGGUGGAUGUGGUGAACUCUACUGGGUUUAAGUUGUUGAACCGCAACUCGAUGUUGGACGUUUUCUCCAGUCUCACGGGAUUGGCGAAGGUUGUUUUCUGGAAGAACCCUGAGCCCCUCAACCUGGAUGGUGCCAGUGCGCUGAACAAAACGGUGGAAAGAAACACCGUGCUCGCUCUCAUAGGAGCCAUCAUCUCGCAGCAUGGCACCAAGAGUGCCGAAGAGUUCGUCAUCAACGAGGUCAUACAACAGGCAGUCAAGAGCGACUACUUCCAGCCUCUUGAGUCUACUGCAUAG
Kuraishia capsulata CBS 1993 is the source of this 684-nucleotide messenger RNA. RefSeq lists its product as uncharacterized. Gene Ontology annotation, biological process: RNA processing; mitochondrial translation. Lineage: Eukaryota; Fungi; Ascomycota; Pichiomycetes; Pichiales; Pichiaceae. The record is from RefSeq and is a predicted model, not a curated record. Bases 1 to 684 code for a protein of 227 amino acids. Gene Ontology annotation, molecular function: structural constituent of ribosome; ribonuclease III activity. Gene Ontology annotation, cellular component: mitochondrial large ribosomal subunit. The transcript has a single exon.